Messenger RNA from Symbiodinium necroappetens, 2664 nucleotides. Lineage: Eukaryota; Dinophyceae; Suessiales; Symbiodiniaceae. The record is from the annotation of a GenBank genome assembly.
AUGGCAGAAGGUGAGGGCUCCGCCAAAGGCGUGGAGGCACGGACUUUAUGGACACUCAACAGGCUGAUGGUGCUCCUGGGCGUCCGGCCGGAAAAGUCAGAUAAGUUCAUCAGCGGUUUCACUACAGAGGAGGCUUCUGCUAGAGCUUUGGCACGCUUCUUGGACGAGCCUGAAGUCCCAGCGUGCUUUUUCAUCCCUAGCAGUGAGUCGGUCACAUGCACUGUGGAUCUCCCUUCAGCUCCGCAGAUGAGAAAGAAAUUUGUGGCCAUGCAUAGAUCGAGCCCUGAAGUCCAGAUCAGCAAGGAAACCAUUGCAGAGUCAGUCAUCCUCAUGGAGAUGACGAAGAACGUGAUGGAUCUGCUGAACAUGUAUUGCCAAUCAGUUUACCUUUCUACACUGACGAACCCUGCAAAUCAGGCAGGAUGGUCAGAUCUGAUCGCCAAAGACCUCAUGGACAAGUACCAUGUUUUCCUUGCCAGCUUGCAUGUAACCGUGGGACUCAUGAAGGGCCACACCUGGUUGCCCCACCCACCCCGAGAUGCGCUCCCCACCAGUGGCGGCAUGGCUGCUGCCUCAGGCGGCGCUGGAUCAUCUGGUGGCAAGGAUAAGGUGCACGUCCUGGAAGGGGCGGUGAUUACAUGGACCAAGCAGAUUCGCCACGUGCUCAAACAGGAUCCUGAGGUGCUGCUCAAGGACGGCAAGAACCCGGAACCAAGCGCUGAGCUCAAGUUUUGGCGGAGCAAAGCAGCAAACUUGAACUCCAUCCAUUCUCAAUUGGGUAUGGACGCGCUGAAGAAGGUCCUGAAGUUCCUAGAGACGAACAAAAGCACCUACACUGCACCUUUUUCAAAGCUGCAGAAGGAGGUUGAAGAGGCUCGGGAAGAGGCAAACGACAAUGUAAAGUUCCUGUCAACGUUGACAAAGUCCAUCGACAAGCUCACCAGUGACAGCGCCGAUUUCGAGCAGCUCGAGCAGCUGUUUGAGCCAGUCCUUCACAACAUUCUGCUCAUCUGGCGCUAUUCGAAGUUCUACACCACACCAACUCGCUUGGCUGUCCUGAUCAGGGAAAUUUGCAAUUCCAUCAUUGCACAGGCGGUCCGGUACAUCAACGGCAGUGAUAUUUUCACCAUGAUCUCUUCCGAAGAGACAACAGAAUGCUAUAGCAAGCUCGAGAACACAUACAGGAUUUGCACUGCCUUCAAGGAUGCCUACCUGCUAUUCAAGGACAUUGCGCUGAAUCAGGAUGGUUCCGGAUGGAAGAUGAAGAACGAUGCCCUCUUUGUUCGCCUGGACUCCUUCCGAGAUCGCUGCCGCGAUGCUUUGGACUUCACACGCACGGUGAUCCAGUUCUCCAAGCUCGAGCGUGUGGAAAUCGGUGGAACAAAGGGUAAAGUCCUUUCGGACUGUGUCGUCGCCAUCAAAGAGGAGUUCUUGAAGUGUGUCGAGACCUUCAAAGGUGUGAGCUAUGACAUCAUGGAUGUCGGAGAAGUGCAGUUCGAACAUGACUACUUCAAGUUCCGCAUGACAGUCAAGGAUCUUGAUAGGAGACUUGGUAGCCUCCUGGGCUCCGCUUUUGACGAUUUGGACACCAUCAACAUGCGCGUCAAGCUCUUCGACAUUUUCGAGGGCUUGCUGGAGCGUCCGAUCAUCCAGGCAGAGCUGGAGAAGAAGCACAAGAUGCUGUUGCACCAGGUCGAGCAGGAUCUCACAGCCGUUGAGACUGGCUUCGUGGAGGCGAAGGACAAGGUGGACCAGUGCUACGACGAUGCACCGAUCUUCUCGAACCUGCCUCCAGCGGCGGGUGCCAUCUAUUGGGCCCGGUGCUCAAGGCACCGCAUCAAUGAACCGAUGAACAAGCUCGCGUUCUACAACCUCGCAUUGAGGGAAACGCCUGAAGAGUUCAGAGAGGUGAAAAAGCAGCAUCAGACCUUGGACAAGAUGCUCCAGGACUACGAGCUGCAGCGCUACCAAACUUGGGAGCAGACCUCCGUCGAAGCCGCCAAGGAGAAGCUCAAGAUGAGGCUCCUGCGACGGCAGGAGAAGUCGGGUCUUCUGAAGGUGAACUUCGACCCGGCCUUGGUCCGUUUGCUGCGGGAGGUGAAGUUUUUCCUCAUCUUCGACAUCGAGGUGCCUCCCGCCGCGCUGGAGAUGUUCGACCGGGUGGCCACUUACAGGCAGUGGGUCGCGCAGAUGGAUCACAUCGUGGGCAUGUACAAUGCCGUGCUGACAGAGCUGCUUCCGGUCGAGGAGCCACUCUUGGAAGAUCGUAUUGCCAAGAUGGAUCAGGUGCUGUCGCCGGGUCUCACGGAGCUGAAGUGGCGCAGCGAGGAUAAAAUCCCGGAGUUCAUCGAGAACACCAUGCGUGUGGUCAGCGACGUGUCUGGAGUCGUGGAGAUCAUGAAGGGUAACCUGCGGUCGAUUUCCGGCAUUCUCUCGCAGUGGUGCAAGGAGCCAAUCAUCUCAAGAGCGAAAGGUUCUAAGCCUAUGGCGCUGGACGAGUUUGAUCUGAAGCACAAGGAGCGUGUGGGCAUGCGCAUGAUGACUCAGUCAGAUGGUGGCAAGGAGAUCCACAAGUUCGUCAAGGACUCUUCGGAGGCCUUGAAGGUCUCCAAGGUAGCAGCCAACUGGAAGGCUUAUGUGGACUUCGUGCCCUGGCUUGCAGCU